GCUGCUUUAAGGACGAAGCGUCAUUGAACUGGCUGCUGACGUUCUCUAUCUGCACCCCCCACACAGCCCCGGGUUUUCUUAUAUAGUACAGUUAUUAAGUGCCAAAGAUUUAUUACAGGCUUGUGAUAGAAAGAGACAGCAGCGUCUAGCAACAGGGUAAACGUUAUCUUGCAGGAAGUUAACCUGAAGCGAAGGGAAAUUAUUCCACUUUGUAAGCAACAAGAAUCUCUGGAUUUAAAGAGACAGGGCUUGUGGGUACAAGCUGCAAUAAUGUUUGCUCAAAGUGUGGUCCUCCUGCAUCUGGCUUGUCUGCCCCUGUGCCUUGCGCAGAAUGGUGCAUUCUACAUUAACGGCAAUGGAAAUGGCAAUGGGAAUGAUUACAACAGCAUCAAGCUUCAUAUUGAAACCCAGAAGGACAGACUCUUUGCCUACCGAGGGGAGAAUGUGACCCUGACUUGUCAUUACCAUUAUGAACCAGCAGUGAACGUGACCCGAAAGGUCAGGGUUAAAUGGUCCAAACUCAACAUGGAUUUCUCCAAAGAGAGCGAUGUUAUUGUGGCAAUUGGACUGCGCCAUCGCAGUUUUGGGGAGUUCAGGGGUCGUGUGUACCUGCAGCAGAAUGAUGAGCGUGAGGUGUCGCUGGUCAUCACUGAUGUCAGGCUGGAGGAUUAUGGGAAGUACAAAUGUGAAGUGAUUGACGGGCUGGAGGAUGAAAGCAGCAUUGUUGAGCUGGAGUUAAGAGGUGUGGUCUUCCCUUACCAACCACGCCAUGGACGGUACCAGCUGAACUUCCACCAUGCCAAGCAAGCCUGUGAGGAGCAGGAUGCCAUGAUCGCCUCCUUUGAGCAGUUGUUCCAGGCCUGGGAGGAGGGGUUAGAUUGGUGCAACGCUGGCUGGCUGAUGGAUGGCUCGGUGCAGUACCCCAUCACAAUGCCACGUGGCCCGUGCGGUGGCAAGCACAACUCUGCGGGUGUCCGCAAUUACGGCCAGCGGCACAAAAACCUCUACCGAUAUGAUGUGUUUUGUUUCGCCUCGACUUUGAAAGGUAAACUGUACUUUUUACGCCGUCCGCUGAAGUUCACCUUUGACGAAGCUGUGAAAGCCUGCCACGCCGAUGGCGGCGAGAUUGCUAAAGUGGGCCAGCUCUAUGCCGCCUGGAAGUUCUUCAAGUUUGACCGCUGUGAGGCUGGCUGGGUCGCUGAUGGCAGCGUUCGCUACCCCAUCACCUUCCCACGGCCUAAGUGUGGCCCACCAGAGCCAGGGGUUCGCUCUUUUGGCUUCCCGAGGAAGGAGAAUGCAAAGUUUGGUGUCUACUGCUUUAAGCUGAGCUAAACGCCAGGGUGUGUGGCUGUGUUGAUCACAGGAGGACCUACACUUCAGUUGCCUUCAUGGAUUAUAGCGGCGGUACUCAUCUUUUAAAGGUGAAAUCAGAUUAUUUAAGGAAAACCAUUAGAUUACUUUAUGAUCCUCAAAUCUAAUUGGAGAAUCCUUUGCUAAUUUGCAUCAAUUUGAAAUUUCCCACAUACAUUUUGUUUUUGAUUUCCAUACCUCAUUGACUUAUAUUCAUUUCAGGAGGACCUUGGAUGAAGAAAGUAUUAAACGUGGCCUGUAAGAAUUCACUAAGGCAGCUUUCGAUAAUUAAAAUGGCUCGUUAUAUGCUAAUAUUCCAUGCUGUCAAUUUUGCAUUCAGAAUCUCUCUUUCCCCUGACUUCCACAUGCUUCCCUCAACGCUCCUUCCUUUUUGUUUCUGCGCUGUUCUGUCUUCAUUUAAGAGCCCAGAAUAGUUCAAGCAGUGAUCUCAGUCAUUGCAACCAGGGGUCAAGUCAACUUAUUUGGAGGCAGAAGACUUAAAGCAGCAUUGUGAGGUACCCCUAGAACCAUGAGUUUGGGGUUUAACAAAUGAACCCAAGGUAUCACCUCUGGAAUAUUUAAAUUGAAAUGUUAUAAUGCAGCGCAUCAUACUUUGUAAAGCAUGACAUUAUAUUAACAAACUGAGUUCAAUCAUUGAUGCUUGGGGAUGGCACGGUGUCUCAGUGGUUAUCGCCUCAGCCUCACAACACCAGGGUCCUGGGCUCGAUUCCACUCUCGGGUGACUGUCUGUAUGGAGUUUGCACAUUCUUCCUGUGUCUGUGUGGGUUUCUUCCAGGUGCUUUAAUUCUUUUUCUCUUUCUUCCCCCCACCACAGUCCCAAAGCUGUGCGGGUUAGGGUGGACUGGCCAUGCUGAAUUGCUCCAUAAUGUCUGGGGAUGUGCAAGCUACGUGGAUUAGCCAUGGGAAAAUGCAAGGUUACAGGGAUAGCGUAGGCAUGCUGGGUCUAGGUGGGAUGCUCUUUGGAGGGUCAAUGUGCACUUGAUAGGCUGAAUGGCCUGCUUCCAUACUGUAAUGAUUCUAUGAUUAACAACCAGUUUACAUAAUCAUUGCGGUCCAGUGUUCAGCUCUGUAAUAUGACACAGCUCACCAUGUUGGAAAAAGUGCUGUACACUAGAUCCUGUCAUUAUGUGGCUAAGUUAGGUGAAGCAGCAUCCCAAAACAAAAUUGUAUAUUGCAAGAUACAAUUUGAAGAGCAAAUUUUUUAUCAGUAAGUUGACAUUGAUUUUGCAUAUUUUGGAAUUAGGGUUGGUAAAACUUAAGCGUUUUGUGAUAGACCAGAGAUCAGAGAAGAAAGCCAAACAGAAAUGGCUGAAUGAUAUGUGAACCUCCUCCAACAGGAACUCCCCAUAUUGAGGAAGUUAAAUUGCCUCAUCCUAAAGUGGUCACAAGGACCAGACUCAGAGCAUCUUCUUUUUUGCCCAACUUCACACAAUUGCACCUGUGUCCUGAGAAAAUUGAUGCCACUCCAUUUUGUACAGGAAACAAAGAUGAGUAGUCACACAUUUCCUCAGGAAUAAAGUUGCACAUCUCGAAAGCAUAAGAACGUAAGAAUUAGGAGCUGGAGUAGACAAUUCAGCCCCUUGAGCCUGCUCUGCCAUUUGAUACAAUCAUGGCUGAUCUUACUUUGGCCUUGACUCAACUCUCUAUCCUACUCCCAUAACCCUUCAAACCAUUACUAAUUAAAAAUCUGCCUGUUUCCUUUUUAACCCAAGUUAGACCGCUGAGGAUCAGCACCCUCACAAUGAAGUGACACAAUAAGGGCUGGGCCAGGGAAGACCCUCUUACAGAAGUGUGGAUGGGUAAAUUACAAUCAGUAAUGUACUGUUUAUCUUGUGCUGCAUCCUGCCAGAUAUGUCUUCUCCAGUCUGUCACUAAUUUUUAACUGGGUCAGCUUAAGCUUUGGAAUGACAUGGGCCUGCAAGCUUUUACAACUUCAGAAUAAUUUCGAGUGGAGUCACCAGUGAAUCUUAGGUUUACACCUGAGUUGUGACAGAAUUUCUCUCCAUGACCCCCAUGCCCACUGAAGGUGCUGGUUGUCUGUAAUGGGACAGUUCUACCAGCAGCCCAGUAGCGUCCAUGUGGUGAACUGUUCGACCUUAGCAACACAUUUGAACGCAACCUUGUCCUUAUCCAAUGUCCAGAGCAGUCACAAGGCAGACUUAAAGGCAUGAAUGCUGGCUAGUUCUUCCCUCAGGUUCAAGGGCACUGAGGUUUAGGGUACCAUUCCCCACCCCUACUCUGUCUGCACAACAGACCAGCGUUUGAACCUCAUGCCUUUUUUUAUCUGUGAUAAUGGGAACUGCAGAUGCUGGAGAAUCCAAAAUAACAGUGUGGAGCUGGAUGAACACAGCAGGCCCAGCAACAUCUUAGGAGCACAAAAGCUGACGUUUUGGGCCUAGACCCUUCCGAAGCUGCUUGGCCUGCUGUGUUCAUCCAGCUCCACGCUUCGUUAUUUUGCCUUUUUUAAUCGGUGUUGUGAGUAGAGUCUAGUGCAUUUUUUCUCACUGAGCCAUCAGCAGAACUGAGGCUGGGUUAUUGUUCCAGGUUCUGAAAAGUCUUGGGAGUCUACUGACCAGUUUAAAUUCAAUGAAUGCAAUUUAUUUCACACUUGCUGUCUUAAAAGAGAAUAUCUGAUUUUAUCUUUAAAAUUUGAGUACUCUGACCAACUGAGAAACCAAUGAUUAUGUACUGUUUGCCCAGGAAGCAAAGGAGACCUUUUUAAUGGUUAGAGUUUGAUGUUUAAUAAGACUGCGGAUAUCUGCAGCAACCUGCCACAUUGCAGGAGAGAGGGAGAUGGAGGAAUUAUGCUAAUUUGCAUUUUUAAAGGUUUUAUGGAUAUGUUACAAUGUUGUAUUAGUUUGAAGAGGAUGUCACUGUCACUCAGAUUUUGGUUUAGAUUGUGUAGGACACAAUUGUGUAGUGCAGUUUUACAUUACUGCUCUUUUUCACUGGAACCUCACAUCCAUGCACUUUCCAGCUGAUUCAUCUGCUCCUGAUCCACUCUCCAUUCCAAAUCCAUAGAUUCUGAGACCAAUUGUAUUGCUCCUAUCUGACAGAAAUUGGGAAGCAGGAGUCUGCUAAUUUAGCACAGGGGAGCAGCCUGUUUGGAGAAUUAAUUUUUCUACACCUACAAUACCUGAACAAAGUUAUCUGCAGACUGGGUUAUGUACAUUUGUAUAAAAAAUGGCCUGAAAAUGCUUUAAACCUAAAGGUAUAGACCCUGCAUGUGGUAUUUAUUCAAUUCAGAAUGUUUAUUCCAAACCAAAUUUUCAUUUAAAAGAUAAAUAAAUGCUAUAACAGAAA
Molecule: messenger RNA, 4674 nt
Organism: Stegostoma tigrinum
Lineage: Eukaryota; Metazoa; Chordata; Chondrichthyes; Orectolobiformes; Stegostomatidae
Product: hyaluronan and proteoglycan link protein 3-like
Exons: 5
Coding region: 271-1332 (353 amino acids)
Biological process (GO): cell adhesion
Molecular function (GO): hyaluronic acid binding
Source: RefSeq, a predicted model, not a curated record